AUGCGCGGCGGAUUGGUCCAGAUCAUUUCGCAACGGCUUGAGGCAAAAAUUCAUGAGGAUAUACCAAGCACAAGCGGACACAUAGUACACAACUUCCUUCGCGAAUGGCACGCGAUCGACAUAUACACCCUCGAGUUCUACAGUCCCGGCCACCGGCCGUCAUCCUAUUGGCCUACGAUUAUGCUCCUUCGCCUCCAGCGGCCGGUGCCUUCGCGCGAGUGUUAUGUUCAUGCGCCGCAGCGGGGUUGGCGGGUGCUGGGUGCUUUGGGCGUAAUCGUUGGUCCAGUACUGGACGAUUCUCGUAUUCUCCGCCUGAAAGCCGAUCGACGCAAGCAAGACGGAGCACAAACCAGCUCGCUGAUCAACGACGCUGCCGGCAAUUCCCGAGCUAAUGAAUAUAAAGGGGUCUACGACAACACGACAGCCCAUAAAUCAAACUCGCUCAUCAUGGAUCCUCUCCCCAUUUUACCCAAUACCGACAUCUUCAUCGUCCCAGAGAUGCUUUUGGGCUCCGCUGCGCAAGAAGCCCUGGAUCAAGAUGAAGAUCAGGCUGACGAUAUUGAUGCCAGAGCGCGGGAGGUGCGUCAAGAGAUCCUUCGUAUUCUUCACGAAAGGCGUACACCCUUUGCGCAACUCGAACCAGAGAGGGUCAUCAAAGGCGAGGGACCGACGUUCGAACUCCCUCUUCUACACUUUGGCGUUGCCCUGUCUAUGCAAGACGUGCGGAACUAUGCCAAUGCCUUUGAGUGCGCGCCGGAGCCCGAUCCGGACACGCCUCCCGAGUACAUGUUGCCGAACGAUGCCUACAUGGAGUUAGAAUCUGUACAGAUGGAAACGAGGGAUCUCCUUUUACAGCGUCUGCAAGAGACUUGCGGCGUCCCGAAUUUGAAGAGCGUGGAGUGCCUAAACACGCACGACAAGAUCUGGGUUCUCACAACCUAUUCGAACCUCAACUUUGGUGCCGGUUCCACUGUCCAAGAAGAGGUUAUCGCGUUUGAGAGAGUUAUCGAGAAGCUGGACGCAAUUGGUGCAUGGUACUGGGACUACGAAUUGUGUGGGAUCAGAUAUUCUUCUCCGUGGGAUACCUACAACAUCUGGCCUGCACAUGAGAUCGCUAGGACCGGCUGGCCGCGCAGCUUCUGGGUCCUCGAAAAGAACACCGAGAACACCGAGCGCAAGCGCCUGCUGACCCUUUACGACCACUCGGAACACAAGUUGGACGAGAUUGCCGACGAUACCAUGCAAGUGUAG
Molecule: messenger RNA, 1251 nt
Organism: Peniophora sp. CBMAI 1063
Lineage: Eukaryota; Fungi; Basidiomycota; Agaricomycetes; Russulales; Peniophoraceae
Source: the annotation of a GenBank genome assembly